AUGUUUUCAGCAGUCUUGACGAUCAAAACGCAACUGAGGUAAGUAUAUAACGUACGCGUGUCGGUUAAAUGUGCCGGAGCAGUUGAGUGUCUCAGUUGGCACUACCAGCUUAAAAAACUAUCGGGUGAAUAAAAGUGCACACGGUUUUCAUUUGAGCUCAGGUCUAUUACUUACUGAAUCUUGUUGAGACGUGUCGAGGGCGCGCGUUUUGCGUCUCAUCGGGGAGAUAAACAGUAGGUAAGCUAACUCAUGAAAUGUUAACCGAAAAUCCGAAAUGCGUUUUUGUUUCGAAAAGAUUACUUGUGAAGGGUUUCGAAAUUAAUUAUCAUGCAGCAUAAUUCUAUAAUAAUUCGGUCACUUUGGGAUGUUGGCUUUCAAACGAACUUCUUUUCUGCUGCUCUGUGAAAAAUGACUACUUAUGCAGCAUGCAUUUGUCACAUUAAAUUUCGAUGCCUCAACAAGUAAAUUAUAUUUCAUGGAAAACAUGCAUAAAAAUAUUCAUGCUUUUACUCAUUUGGUAUAAAAUUACGUUCUUUUCCAAUUGUAUACUCCAAGAAUCGAUACAGUUCGGUCUUAAAUUAGUUUGUAAUUAUAAGAUUAUUUAAUAUCGUGAAAUGACGGUUCAUAAAAUAUCAUGUCUCUGCAUUUGCUAAUGUUGCUUGUAAAAUUUACAGUAUGGCUUAAAUCCGCUGCUAGAUUUUAUGAACCCCUAUAUGGUUUCCUUUUAAUGCCGUAGAAAAAUGUAUGGUUUUCGUACGCAGACAAUAUAUGGCUUGCAGUUUGUAAACUCUGAAUGCAAGCGUAACAGCAGGUGGGGUUCAAAAUUAUUCGGGAAUUGUAAAAGUUUAUGAGAACCGAGUUGUACCCUUCUUACGAGUAUAAAAUUAAGAAAAGACGUAAUUUUCUACUGAAGGCGUAAAAGCAUGAAUAUGUUCGUGCAUAUUUUCUAUGAAAUAUAAUUUAAUUGUUAAGGACGUCGAGAAUCAAUGAGAAAAAUCCCUGCGACUAAUGCAGUUCUUUUUUACAGAGUGUGGUUUUCGCAUACAGUCGGAAAGAAGUUCUUUCAAAAGCCAGCAUCCCAUGGUAACCCAAUUAUUGAAGAGUUAUACUUCAAGACGAUUAAUAUUAAAACUGUAAUCUUUUCGAAACGACAACGCAUUUCAGAAUUUCAGUUAACAUUUCUAGAGUUAGCACACCUACUGUAUCUAUCAGUUAACUGAAGUCCCUCAUCGUAGCGGCACCCCUUGGGAUGCGUGGCUUCUCAUACAUCUUCGAAAGCAAGUGAAGUCCGAGCAUGUUUGCUUUAUGGUUGUCGGAUUUGGUUGGACAUAAAAACAUGUCUUGAUAUAUGCUAAAGAGCGAGUCUGGAGGAAAUAAUUGGACCACGUCUUUGUGGAAACCCUCCAUUAUAAGUAAUGACGUGUUCGGAGAUGCAGUUAAAGUAAAUUAGAUGGUCUUGUACUGCAAAACCCAUGUUCUUAAGUCAAACCAUUUCAUCUGCUGAAGCUGAUAACAGGGAUCCUGUCUGCAGACAAUUUUUCAGUCCUCAAUUCAUAUCAUAGAGAUAUUCACCUCUCUUGAUAGGGUGAUUAGUUGGGAAGUAAAGGGAAUUCUUUACUACGAUGGCACAAAGACUUCUCAUUGAUCAGCAGCAAAAGACUCAGGAGUACAUACUUCCGAGGCAGCACUUCAUCCAUAGAGAGGGUUGUAUGACAGACUGAUGCCGACAUUUUCGACUAACGGUUGCUCGAAAAUGACUAAGGGGUUACCUCUGAAAUCUACACUGUGCAACCAGAAUGGGCAGAUGAUACGUUGCACCAAAAAACCCAGAACAAGUCAGUCAGGAUAAUGUGUUACUCCAACAGAAUAACGAAAGUCGUAAUGCCGCUGGGCACAGCCUGGAAUGCGUGGAAAAGUUUUCAUUUGCACCCAACGUUUUCCUGAAAAAUUCUUCAAUCGACCAUCACAUACGAUAGCCACAAUGUUGCAAUCAACAGGUUGACUGAUUUAAGCAAAUUAAACGUGAAUAAACUUCUUGCUUCAGCGAUCGCAUCUUCUUCCUUUGGAAUAAUAAAUGGAUAAGGCAUCAAACAUGCAUCUCCUUGUCUGGGCUAAGGACAUCGACGUCAGCUGACCAUAACUUGUUCCGACCUGAAAAUUUCAUCAAUCCGGCUGUAGCUCCUUUGAGUCGGGCACUUUACAAAGUAUUUAGGAGCAAUUUUAAGAUCACUAACUCCACUGCAUUUUCGAGAAUUUUGUGUUAGAGCAGUUGAGACCGGGGUCAAAGUCUAAAACAUGCCUUCCUUAAGAACUCAAAUAAGAAGGAACCUAGGCGAUGCGUAUGCAAUCCUCCGGCCACUCAUGAAGGCGGCUUUUUGUGGUUUAUCAGGGUGUCAUCGAUUGAGAUUAAAUUCGAUUACCAUACUCCAGGCAUUUACACUAAGUAAAGGUUGAGACUCGGGUUUUGUCAAUUUUACUGCUCCUUCGACGGGGGAUUUCCUUAUUGCCGUUCCCUAGGUGCUGAAGUUUCUAAUGCUAUACCUUAGUAAGGUCAGAAGGUGCAUUUAAACUGGGAGUAAAUUCUUCAACAAAACCUUCCAAGGUUCGGCACACUAGAUUGUCCGAAGACUUUAUCCAAUGUUCGCACACUCGGUAUCAUCUUAACUUAAAUAUAUCAGAACGGUAUAUAGCAGCGUAUUUCGAUUUCUAAACCGGCCUUGAUUAAAUUCAAAAUGUGGCGAAUAGAAAAUCCCUUUUUUGAUGAGUAUGCUUUAUCAGAAUCUCAUAUUCAUUUCAGGUAGGAUACGGGAGAAGAAAACUCCCACACUACAGGUCCGGGUGAACUAAUUUUCAGAGAGGUUAUAAUUACAGUGAGCGACCUAACUCAUGGAAAGUUUCAAAAUUUACGAAUGAUUGCUAAUCACUCGCAAAUCAACACCAGUGCGUAGAUCCGAUACAUAUCUUAAUAAAUGUCAACUUUAAGGGGAAUAAAAGCAUCAACAAAAUGUUAAAUUUAAUGUUGCAUUGAGUUAAAAUCCCAACUUUCUAAAAAGCGGAAAAUUCCGAAGAAAUUAGAGAUGGGUGUAAUUGGGUUAACUUAAAAUUCAUGUGUAUAGAAAGACUAUGCAUGCAAAAUACAAAGUAUAUACGAAAGCGCAAAUAGAACAUUCUGUAAAAAUGAGUUUAAGUGAAGUAUACGUCUAACCUUUUCUUCAGAAUUAAUGUAGGUUCAAGUGUGGUGGUUUGCCAAUAGCCUAACUUCUGAGUAUAGGUUCCAUAACGCUCUACCUAGGAUCCGUUACAUUUUUUACGCUUUAGAAUUCAUUAAGAUGCAGUCCAAAAGACAAGGGGGACUUCAAAAGACGAUUUGGCGAACAUACGUAGACUUUCGAUAUAUCCUCUUCAGUCCUGUAAAUGCUAUCGAAAUUAUUAAUAAGACAAUGCAUGCCAGCAGGAGUUAUUCUGUAGCUGGGGUUUGGGGGAAAAACAAUAUAAAUAUCCAGGCCUGAAGAGAAUUUAUCGGAAGCUUACAUAUGCGCGCCAAAUUGUCUUUUGAAUUCUUUAAUGGGAAUUUUCGCAACUCUAAAACAGGACUUUACUUCAUUUCCCUGAUAGGGACGUAUUAGGUACAAGAGUUUUCAUAAGGGCGCCGUGUUGCCAGACUAAAUUCUCGUACGAAUUUCCGUCACCAGGUUUCAAGAGACAGGUCACGUUUAAGGUUGGCAUCAAUGGGAAAGUUAGGGUUAUGUUUACGGUUAUUGCUUGAUUUCGGACUGGGAGACGGGAUCAUUUAUCCUUCGGAAUUUGGUGUGGAAUCGCAUGACAGAGGGAGUACCCAUUCGGCUGCCUCACCGAAUUUCAUGCACUUUUCCAAUCUCAAGACGGCUGACACACCUUCCAGCGCCCUAUCACACAAAAAUCUGAAAAAAAUCCAGAGAAUUCAGUUGGCUGCUGAAAAGCGCUGGCAGUGAUAAUUCCUGAAAAAAUGAUCAAAGUAUAACUAAGCCGUCUUGACGCUGCUAAGGGUGCAGUUUAGUCACAUGCGUCAAGAAAUAACUCAUGUUCUACUUUGCAUUAUUACACACAAUUAUGGUAAUGCAAUGUGAAAAUGCUGCCUUGUAUUCCUCCAAAUCGUUUUUUAUUCAAUUCAUAAGUAACUUGCAGAAAUUAAAUAAAUAUUUUUCAUCCAAAGCAACGAUGAACAAUGGUACUUUCGCCUUGGAGGCAAAAAGAUCUCAAUUUCUUUUCGUACGUCAGAAAAUCGGUCGGCAUUACCCGCAGAAAACACUGCUUCCAGCGAUUGGACUUUCGCAGGCGAAACUACUCUACAAAAGGUGCUUAGUAGACGUUUUUAACCAGCUGACUAACACAUUAAAUUCAAGUUUAUCGAAUUAGCACUAUGCGUACCCCUGUUUAGCCAACUGACACCAUUAACUUACUUAAAACCUAGAAAAGGAGGACAUAACCUGAACUGAUCGCAAAACCCACGAUAGUUAGCAGAGAACCUCAAAUAUCUCUAAGACGCAGGACUGACUUGUGCAAUGUUAUGGUAAGAGGGCGUUCAUCGAUCGGUCUACAGGAAAAGCUCAUCCCGCUGCGUCUUGAUGCCUGAUCCAGACUACUAUUUACAGGUUAAGGGCAGCCAAAUAGACAGAGAAAAUUUGAGAUGCUCGUUUCCGGUCUUUUAGUCGUCUUCAGCCAGUCCGUCCCCCACCCCACAUUUGCACGAUCGAGGAUUUUAGCAGAAAUUCUCUAGUCAUAGAACGCCUUAGAAUCCACAGUCCCGCCACUGAGCUAGGAGUCCGCUGUCCUGCCGGUUGCUAUUGGGAAUAUCAUUUAAUGUUGCCUUCCGCAGAUUUGAAUGUCCUAAAUGAUCCACUUGUAAUUAAACACAAGGCACCCGGUGAGACCUCAAAACACAGGUGUUUCGAGUGCUGACCGUACUCAAACCUUGCUAUUUCUGUAGCGGAUUCGAGUCCUACAGAGUCCGCCAAGUUUAUCACAAUAUGGUCAGAAGAGCUGAGACUAUCCACUACAGCGGGUGUACGUCCAUCGAUCGGGGUGCUUGUGUCCUUCUUGGAGUACAUUGGAAGAGACUUGUGCGACGUCCACCAAUAAGUCCGGGAUUGCAUACCUCGAGAUUGGGUAUGACUGCCCAGUUACGGCUAAUAAGUCAGAAUUGGCCAUUCUAGUCUCAGUCUGUCAACAAGUGUAACGACAUCCCCAUUUCAUAUUCCGUGCUCAGGCAUAGGCUGGCCAAGGCAAAUGACCACUCGAGGAGCGCGCAAGCCGGUGAGCCAGAUGGCCGAGCUAUCAUCCCGCCAGCAUCCAACACGGGUGAUGAGAUUUCAGCAAUUAACUACCUGCACGCCGGCCAUCAAGCAAUUAGCGCACCAGCGGGCAACAAUCCUUGAUGAAGGGGAGCGCGGUUUAUCGCUAUAGGUAUGCGGUAGCAUAGCGACUGCAUCCUAUAAAUACUGCGAAUUCCUGUGCACGAGUCACCCUUUUCUGCCACUGUUUCUGAUGAUGGAUUCAAGUGAGAAUCCAAAACGUCCGGCGAAUAAAGUCCUUGUUCCAGCGAUUGCUUCUUCUUCUUCUUCUUCUUCUUCUUCUUCUUCUUCUGAUCAGUUUCUUUUGUCUUUGUCGGUAAUACUAUCCUGUCUACUCUCGUCUCUAUUCUCACAUUUAACGUUCUUCGAUGUCAAGAAAAUUUCAAGAUGAUCGGGGCUGGGCACAGUAUCUGACAAUGCUGAGCAUGCAGAAUGUCAUUAACGUCAAAGACAUGAGAGACUGGAAUGAUGAUUUCCUCCGUCUUUGCUGGUAGUGUGAUUCUGCCAUUAUCAUGUGCCGCUGUGUGGCUGCUAUUUUGGCUCAAGAGAGAGAGAGCCCUGAGGCACUACGGGACGAGUUAGUUCUGUACAAACGACAAGUUUACGCCCCUCUUCCAAUGCUAAAUAUCUCCUGACCUGGACUGUGCUUCCGCAUGUACAAGGUUUUGAGGAACCAGCGUGUGUCAGGAAUUAUACGGUCGAGAGUAACAUAAAGAUCACAUUGAGAAAUCAUUGCAAUUCCUCAUUUGCCUACUAAUCUUCCAGCCCGCGAGGUUUUGCCCGUUACAUCAGUCAUAAAGCAAUUUUAGUUGUUUAUGUAUCGGAGACCAAUCACUAGAUUCCAACUAUAUGGACUUCAGCUCCCUUUUCCGAUUCCACAUACCGUGGCCCGUCCGACUCAAAGGGAAUAGGAAUGACAUUGGGCACGGUAUUUGAAGUGACUUAAGUAGCACUUAGAACGCAUGUCACAAAGGGUGUGGUUUCUUACAGAAAUUCCAUAAAGGCCACUUUACGAAGGAGCACUUUUAGUCUGCUUUCAAUUCCAAAGAAGUGACAGGCAUUUCAUCGACUGAUACUGAUACCCUUUCACGGCGAGCAUUCAGCGCCCCGGGUAAGUACUGUGAGAAAACUGUUCAACUAGCCUUUGCACUGACCAUUCCCUUCCUCAUGUUUCAGUGCUCUACCUAAGUCUCUCGGUCGUCUGAUGCUCACUUUUGGGCUAAUACCAGUUACAGCACAAACCUCCAUCAAGUCCGUGCCACCGAAGCCAAGACACGUCUAAAUACCGCAUAUUUAUGUAUAAUUUUCCUUAUAAGGAAAAUAUUCAGCUUGUAAUAUGGAAACCCUGCGCGCAAGUGUAACUUUUGGAGGGGUCCAAAAUUAUUCUGAAAUUAAGAAACUCUUUAAAAUCAAACAAUACGCCUCCUCCAAGUAUAAAAAUUUGUACCAGACGUAAUCCCCUAUCAAUCAAGUAAACGGGUGGAUAUUUUGUGGGUCUUUUGGAUAAAAUAUAUUUGAAUCUAUGAAGUCAUCGAAAGUCAGAAAGGAAAAUGCCUACAAAUUAAGAACGAAAUCCAGUUCUAGCAAAUGAUCAUUCAACUUACGGCCUUCUCCAGCCGCCGCCCCAGUUUUGAAUUUAUCCAACCAGUUGCAACUUCUCACGCUGUCAGUCACAUUCUUGCCGCACUCCUCAGAGGGACAGCAAAGGGCAUUUUCCGUGUUUGGAUUCCUUAUCCAAACAAGCGGCGUGCACUGUCAUGGAGCAGUAACACUUUGGUUUUGAUUGCAUAUGUCUGCUUGUCACGAACACAUGUUUCCUGCAUCUCAAAAGACAUCUGCUGACCUGGUAUCCAAACGACGGCCAUACGGCCAGUCAGAUUGGUCACAUACUAGUCAACUCAAGGUUUCGCAGCUGGGUUCACGAUAGCAGAUCGAUGCGUGGUGCCGAGACUGGUAACGCCCAUGAGUCGGACCAUGUCCUCGUCCGUACACGCUUGAAAGUUAAUCUCGCAUCCGCGCCAAAAAUGCCACGUCCUAGACACCUCGAUGUCGAAAAAAUCCGGCAAACCAGCACUGCCGAGGCCCUGAGCAGAGAAAUCCGGAACUGUCUUGCGACUCCAGCCGACGGAUAAGUCAGUAACGAGUGGUCUUCACUGAAGACAGCUGAAAAAAGCCUUGGAUACACCCAACGACGCCGCAGUGACUGGAUCAGCGGAAGAACCCUGCAGUUGUCCGCUCGGACGACUCGAUGCAGGUCCCGUUACGAUGUCUGCUUCCGCCAAUGUCGGAAGAUGACGGUAAAAUUGGCCAGGGAUGAUCGGAAGCAAUAUUGGACUGAAAUAUCGACCUCCAUGGAACAGGCCUCGUGCGUUGGUGACACUCGAAUACUCUGAAAACGUAUCCGCCAAGCUAGCAGUAAGCCCUUUACACUGAGUGAUUCAGUUUGCGACGUGAACGGCGGCUUUGUUGCUGCCAACUCGGCCAAAGUCGAGCGCUGGCGUGGGCACCAUCUCAACUUCGAUACCCAACCUAUCUGGCCCUUGCUCUCCUCCUCAGCGGAGUUUCUUCCCUCUCCUACCUAUGCAGUGCCAUGCGAUCCCCCCUCCGAGAAAGAAGUCGCCGAUGCCAUACGAAAGUUGCCCAACAAUAAGGCACCUGGGGAGGACGGUAAACCCGCUGAAAUCUUCAAGUCUUGUGUUGACACUCUGGCACCCUGGCUUCAUGGGGUGAUUGAACGACCGUGGAGAGACGAGGUUGGUCCUGAUGACUGGGGCUUAGGCAUCCAUGUACUUAUCCUCAAAAAGGGAGAUAAAACGAGAUGCGAAAAUUACCGCGGCAUAAGUCUCAUCGACGUUGCUGCGAAGAUCUUCGCUAUUGUCCUUCUCAGGCGAUCCCAGGCCGUGCGUGGCUCAAGGACGAGGCCGAACCAAGCCGGAUUUCGUGCUGGACGUGGAUGCGCAAACCAAAUAUUAACACUGAGGCACAUUCUCGAAUUUCGCCAUAGCAACCAACAACCGACGGCCGUCUGCUUCAUUUACUUUGCCGCGGUGUUCGAUUGCGUUCAUCGCGAGUCGCUGUGGCGGAUAAUGGCGCUGGAUGGUGUACCGGCAAAUAUCAUCGCCAUGAUCAAGGCCUAUUAUCGACCCACUACUGCGAGAGUCCUGGUCCACAACAAUCUUUCCCAACUGUUCGGCAUUCGGUUUGGCGUUCGGCAGGAUUGUAUCCUGUCGCCCAUUCUGUUCGACUAUGCUAUUGACUGGAUCCUUGGAAGGGUCCUGCACGAAGGUGUUGGUGUUGGGUUUGCACCCGAAGAUCUCGCCUUACUUGCUUCAAGUUUUGGCGAUCUGCAGUCUAUGGUGGCACGGGUGAGCGAGGUCGCUAAAUCGGGUGGUUUAUUCAUAAAUGUUGUGAAGACUAAAGGAAAGGCACCCCUUGGAAUUGAUGGCUGUCAACUUGAAGUAGUGGACAGUUUUAAAUACCUCGGGGCGAGGCACUGCCUAAUGGACAAAGUAAGGCCGACAUCGCCUCCCUAAUCGAUGCUGCCCACCGGGUUUUCACAAGCCUUCGAAAAUGCCUCCGGAUCCGACGUGACCUCUCCAUCGCCACCAAGAUUCUCGUGCACCGUGCAUCUGUCCGGUCUGUCGUUCUCUACGGUUGUGAAUGCUGGGCUUUGCGCGUGGAGGAUGAGCGAAAACUGGAGGUAUUUCACCACCACUGCUUGAGGACCAUCCUUCGAGUGAAGUUAACCGACUUUGUCUUAAAUGAGGCAGUCCGCGCUCGCUGCGACAACAUCACAAGGAUAACUCAGGCCAUCCAAGAAAGACGACUGAUGGGGUUUUGACAGGUUCUUACUCAUCCACCUCAGGAGGUCAGUGUUAUUUCCCUCGACCCGACACCGUUGUCCCAUUGGAAGCGUCGAAGAGGGGGUCAGUUCAAAACCAGGCUCGAUCCUGUUCGUCAAGACAUGGAGGUGGUUCUUGGACCUUCAGUAUUCGGUGUCCGUCGUUGGCGAAGGGAAUGGGUUGAACUGUCCAGAUCUGCUGCCGCGGAUCGUCACGCGUGGAGAGGUACAGUUCGUGACAUCAUCGAGGUCGUCUAGAUCAGGCAUGAUCGCAGCCGUAUCAAGUACAAGUACUUUGGUACCCAUUGCAUAUAAGCACCAGCGACUGUUUGUUUCGACCGACGUUCUGUUCGAUGAUAUACCAGCCCAUCCGGUCAGUCAGUUACAUCGCUUCUCAUUCAGGGCUUUUUCUUGAUGAAACAGUAUUUUCCGCGAACCAUGGCCGGCCACGUUGGCUGAGUAGCUCAAUUUUGGACUGGGGGACGUAGCUGACUGAUAGAUGUGACUCUCUCCCCUCUUCCCUCAACAAGUGGUCUGACCAACCUUGGCCGACUGAGGAUCACAUAGGCGCAGAGGCUCACGCCACCGAAUGUCGUCUUCUAAAGUUUGUUUCGGGUUAGGCCCGCAUCAACACAGACUGGCUCGCAAACGACCAUUCGCGUAAUGCGAGCAUGGCGAAUGUGGUCAAGUGGCCCUGGCGACGUGGCUCGACAUAAGGCGUGGCAUUGCUGCCCGCAAGCAGCGCUGGACAUUCCUGUUUCAACCUGCUUUAGGACCGGAGAAAUGACAAAUCGUCAGACAGAGUCACCCAUAAGAACGCAAGAAUCAGGUCCGUCUUUGGUGGUUACGGCACCAGCGCCAGCAGUCACAAGUAGGACGUCUGCACUUGACUUGAGAGAGAGCUGUGUAGGCAGAAAGGGGGCCACUUUUUGCUACGAAGAGCUAACGACCUUUCGAGUAAGGUAGACAGGGAAUUUAAGACCAAGGUAGAACCGGACGCGAUAAGAUGCUUGUGGACAUAACUGUGUCAUGCGGUUAAUGUGCUAGAUCAACACGAGGCCCAGAGUUGAGUACUGCACGCGUUACUGGGCUGUGCAGCGAUGAAAAAUGGCACGCUUAGGUGCAGGCUCACGUCCCGCCAGCCACCUGCGUCCGAAUCUGCUCCCGGUCUUUUUAAUUCUCCCUUGAAACCGGGUCCAGAAGGAUGAAGACGGAUGGUGGGAGAUAGACGCAGUGCAAGUCUACCGUCAUUAUACGCGCAAGUCACCAUUGUCAGUAACGCCGGUCGGAUUGUCGUGCAGUUUACUGCGAAGUAGCUAACAUGAGGGCAUAAAGGAGGGCAUACGGAGACCAGAAAUCCACAAACAAAUAUGCAGAAAAGAGUACUGAUAAAGCCAAAGAAUUCAUAUUGACCCAACUGUGAAAAACUCAGCGCCUUGGUGGGAUUCGAACCCACGCAGUAAGGGGAAGGCUUUAGUCCAGCCAACGCUUUAACCACUUGAGCUACCGGGUCCCGCCGUGAGCCUGGUUGUCAUCUGGUGGAUUCUAGAUGAAUUACUUAGGAAAUCCUGCUUGAGCAGUCAACUUACUGUAUCAGAUUUAGUGGAUUCCAGACGUUGCAUAAGGCUGAGCGGGGCCUCGUAGCUCAAAUGGCUAGAGCGUUGGAUGUAUUUAAGCCUUCUCCUUACUGCGUGGGUUCGAAUCCCACCGAGGCGCCGAGUUUUUCACAGUUGGGUCAAUAUGAAUUAUUCAAAAUCUGCCAAAACAUCUAUGAAAGACAACGAAUGCAGGAGUGCCCAUUUUCGGUUUAUUAGCUGACAUUAUUCGGCCUUGCCGAGCUCCAGGUUCGCAUGAUCUAAAAGUCAAGCCCAAAUAUAUGGUCAUAGAAAGGUUUUAGGUUUAACACCCUACAACUGACAGAAUAACGGCUUGAGGUUCUAUGGAAGAGUGUUAGGAAUAAAAAACCAGGUGAGAGAAGAAUGCGGAUUCAGAUCCCAUAUCUGCAAAUCUUGGGCCUAGGUACGGUUGACGGACGAUGGCAAAUGGAUCAGAAGUGAUCCCCUAACCUGAUCCGUAAAAGCACGUUCCGUCAUAAUGGAUGGAUAGACAUGGAGUAUUUCGAUUCUCUUCGGAGUCUGAAGAACUCCGUGUUUCAGGUAAGUUGUACAAACUCCUUUGGAGACUCUGAAUUACCAUCCUCCACAUUUUACACUAAUUUUAAGAAAACCGGAGACGUUAGAUUCUUAAACGGCAUCGAUCACGUAAUCAGCAGGGGUAUGCGCGCGGCUUAUCAAACUGCCGAAGUAAAUUCAACUACUUUACAAGCAGGCUGGACAUUCCACUCAGUUAAAUCCCAAGGUCAGCCUGUGUUACAGCAUCUGUGGGAUUUUCUUUUGAAGUUGUCAUAAGCGACCCUGCUAAGUAGUUGUUAGGACGGCCCAGAACACGACGCACCAUUUCUGUCGUCCGGGGGUCGCGCCUGUAAAGAACCGCAAACUCGCCGGACAGCCUCGCCUAGGAAGCCUGCAUGCGAGCCAGACAUUAGCACGCCGCUGAGUCAUGCGCGACCUCCAGGGGCCAGCAACACGCGAGGGCCUGCCCAUGCGGGCGCUCAGGACUGGACCAGUAGGAACACGCAAACCAGACAAGGGCUGAACCCUUAAAUACGAAGCCACGGACGGAAGGAUUAAGAGUUGAUAUACACAGAGUGACUGACGCAGUAAAGCUGUUCUCUCCUAUCCUGUCUGUCUUCUAUUUCGCACAGAACUGGCGUUAUACUAAUUGGUGGAUAUAACAGUAGUAUCCAGGAGAAUGGUUUGAUUUUGUUUAAGCACCGCCUUAUCUAGUCUGUGAAAAAAGACCUUCAUUCUGUGUGACCUUAAAGACGUAUUUGCGUACAGGCAGCAACUCCGAGUGAAGUAUCACUCAGUGCCAAGUCUGUCCCAUUUGCUGGUUUGUGCCAUGUGGAAGUGGAGCCUCCGUGACAUAUCAGGUCACAGGUCAGUCAAGAUGGCGUCUACUUACCCAUAUAACCUGUGGUUCACUCAACGCACCUCUUGAUGUUGUGUGACCUUAUCGCCAUGAUUCAUUUGCCCAGCUUGUAGACAACGGCGUGUUGCUCUGUAUUUUGUCCUUCGCUGGUCGGUUGCAGGAUAACAAUUAUGCCCGACGUCGGGCCUAACAGCAUAGAUGGCUUAAUUUCAGCGUCCUGGUUUCUGAUCUAUUUGUACUCUCACCUUCGCAGUUAAGUACCUUCGACUUUUGAUAUGGGAACACGUAGGUGACGCACUCAAUCACCUUUAUGCUGACAUAGACGUCAGACCUAAUUGUACCAACACUUUUCGAUAGUACUUCCGAAUUGAACGAAGUGUUCCAAGAUGGUAUAGUGAUUGCCGUUGGCGAUGACUGAGGCUUCCGGCAUUUCGUUGUUGUUGUUGGUUCAUUCAUGAUCUCUUACUGCUAAUGAGUGCUCCUCGGUUGUCGAAUUUGAAGGCGAGGAUGCCGAGUCUUCGCUGCAUCAUCAUUCUAAGUAUGAUGUUGAAAAGCUGAUAAUAAACAAAUACUGGAUACUCCAAUCUUACCAAUGAACUUCUUGCGACGAAGUGCACUCGGUGAACGCUGAAUAGGGUCACCUCGUCUCGAUAAAUUAUGCCGGAUACCGGCCAUUGCAGAGAACAUGCUACUGAGGCGAGUUGGGUACUUCGCUCCACCGCACUUGAUACGAAGCACCGUCCCGAAGUUGAUCUGUUCUUCUUCGACGCGCGUCAUAAUGUCGUCGAUAAUAUGCUCUUGAUUUUCCAGAUUCAAAUUCGUAACUAAAGACCUUUCGUUUUCAAUGUAGUAGUAUCCUGUUACCAUUUUUAUCUAUUUGUGACUAAUUCUCAGAUUAUCCGGUCCAUACUUCCGCAACUUGGAGACUCAGAGCUCUCCUUCAUGGCCACGGGAAUACAGGUAAUGUCUGAAUGAAAUUUGCAUCCAAGCGGCUGUUUUAUGAUGACAUUCGUUGCGAAAUAAGUAGGAGCUUCUAUGAAUGGGAAAGCAAAUAAGGGAGCCCUGUGUAAUAUGUUCCGUUCGCAUUAACAGACAUCAUGAAUUCAUUACAAUUAUUCUAGUGGCUAUAUGCUGUUCAUAUUUUGCGACAGCCAAACAGACGCCCCUCUCAAUUACUAAACUGUUUUAUCUCAAAGAGUUUUUCUCCGUUGGGAAAGCCUAGAAGAAUACGACCUCAAUAGAAAUCCUCCUUCCUCCUGAUUUAUUUCCACAGCAUGACCGGGAUUCAUCGGACAUUCUCACUAAAAUGUUUCAUAUGAUUUGAUCUUCGGGAAGAAAACUGAAACAGUAUUGGCCACCCGUUCAAGCUGAUGUCUAUCAGAGGGUCAAAUUGAAAGGACCUUUUAGAGGAUUGCGCUGUAAAUGGUAUGAAUAACAUUUCUACGUUCUUGAAGUUACUAGAAAUACAUGCUUUCAAGAGAGUUGGUAGAGCUGGAUUGUAAGGUGUCCAGUUGUGCGUCCACUUGACGGCCGUAGUAGGUCGUUCGCUUGCUUGGGAAUGUAGACUACGCCUAGUGUCCACUUUCUGGCACCCAAAUCUCACAUGUGGCUCCCCGAAGAUAGGCUCUGUUUGGCGGCCACACCGGUAACCGCCUCGACCGGUGGAUUAAACCAGGUGGGGGUAUCCGUGUGAGCAUCUCCUCACACUGUACUCUUGACUCUGCUGGCCGGCAUCGGUAUAUCCGUGAUGAGGUUCCGCUUGGAACACCGUGGGAGGCCCCAAGGUAGGUGAGCAUCCAGGUAAGCGAACAUUGCUCUGCUGCCUUUGCUUUUUUGCUCGUGUUUGCUUGCUAUUUGUCUGCUUUUAUGUGUUUGUCCUUGUUGAAAACUAAGCGCUGUUCUGUUGUCUGUGCAUUUUGCUUGUUGCCUGCUUGCGUUUUAUCUACCGGUUCGUUCAUGACCUUACCCUAAGCUAAAUGCCGUUCUGUUAAAUUUGGCUGCUCAUCGUUUAUACAGUGAGUGACCGAUCUCAUGAAACAUUGGCUGAAAUUCUGAAAUGCGUUUUCGAUUAGGAAGGAUUACUUGGUCGCAGUUGUGAUAGUGAUUUUCUUAAGGCAUACUCUUAUAACCUUUCCGACUCCGCAGGAUGUCAGCUUUUGAAUACACUGAUUUCCAAUCUCCUGUAGAAAGCGUGCUCGGUAAAGAAUGACUACUUAAGUAGCGUGCAUUUUUCCCAUUGAUUUUCGAUGGUUUUAAAAAUUCGAAUAUAUCAUAUAGAAACCACAAACAAAAAUUUGCUUUCUUUUAGUCAAUCAAUAGAGAAGCACGUCCUCUUUAUAUUUUAUGCUUAAAGAAGGAGUAUAAUUAGGUUUUAAAAUGUUUCUAAUUAUGAGACUUUUUAAGACCGCGAUAUGUCCAUUCACAUAGCAUUGUACCUGGCCGUUUACCACUGCUCCUCAUGAAAUGUACAACAUGGUCCGCAUCCAUUGUAAAAUUUUAUGGACCCUGUAUAGUAUCUCUUUAAUGACAUAGAAAAAUAUGGGAUUUUCUUUACGCGGAACGCAUGCAACUUGUAGAGUGUAAUCACUAAGCGCUAAUGCAACGAAUGAUCAGGUUCCAAAUUAUUCGGCAAUUGGAAAACUUUUUUAAAACUUUAUUAUGCGACUUGCUUGAGUAUAAAAGAAAAAGAAGACGUGAUGCCUUAUUGAUUGACCAAAAGAAAGCAUAUUUUCGUUUGUGGUUUCUAUAAAAUAUAUUUGAAUGUGCAGGACCAUCGAAAAUCAAUGGGAAAAAUGCAUGUUACUUAAGUAGUCAUUUUUUACCAAGCACCGAUUCUACAAGAGAGUGAAAAGAAGUGCAUUUAAAAGCCGACAUGCUGCCGAGUCCAAAAUGUUAAAACAGUAUGCCUUAAGAUAACAACUAUCACAACCGCGACCAAGUAAUCCUUCCUAAUCGAAAACGCAUUUCAGAAUUUCAGCCCACAUUUCAUGAGAUAGGUCACGCACUGUAAUUCAGCUGUCAGUUAGCUUAGAGAGGGACGGGAAAGCUCUGCCUCUCUACAUUUGUCACAUCCCCAUCCCCUCAUCGAGCUUACGGCGGUGACGUAGGCAGUCCCAGACUAACUCUUGUCGUUCUUCCUUAGUGGAGUUCGGCAGCCGCCUGGGACAACAGAGUAGCCCUAUUUAGGGAGAGUACUGUUCGUCCCCGCGAAGGAGGAGGUGUUAGAAUAGGUGCCUUAAACAAAUUCUGGGGAUCUUCGCCGGCUGCAGGCUGAUCGUGGCCUCGGAAAAACCAAAACAGAAACGACUCUCUCACUUCCCUAUCCUCCUUCCUCCUGCCCCACUCGCUAGACCGGUACGAUGAGUCCGUUCACUCUGGAAGCCUAUAAUUUUCAUUCCACUUUAGACAAUCCGAGGAGCAAUCGACCGGAACGGAGGAAGGCACUAGUGAUUCAGGAACCGGCAAGCUACAAGGUGGAUAUUGCUGCACUCAUUGAGAUCCGAAAAAAGGCCAACUGGAGUAGGUGGGUGCCGGUUGCACCUUCUUCUGGAGCGGUCGCCCCAGGACAGAGCAACAGGACUCGGGCGUCGCCUUUGCCAUCCGGAAUGACAUGUGGGACGACUGCCUUGUCUGCCGCCCGAUAUCAACGAUCGCCUGAUGAGGCUCCGCCCGCCUCUUUAGGGAGGCAAAUUCACCAAUAUCGUCAGUGUCUACGCUUCCCCAAUAACCAGCCCUGACGAGGCGAGGAACAAAUUCUACGAGGACCGGUGCGCUGCGCUUGCGUCUGUGCCGAAGGCGGAUAAGCUGAUUGUCCCUGGUGACUUUAACGCCCGCGUCGGCACAGACCAUGCUGCCUAA
This is a messenger RNA of Spirometra erinaceieuropaei, 16020 nucleotides long. Lineage: Eukaryota; Metazoa; Platyhelminthes; Cestoda; Diphyllobothriidea; Diphyllobothriidae. The record is from the annotation of a GenBank genome assembly.